This is a messenger RNA of Dendrobium catenatum, 1646 nucleotides long. Its product is annotated as E3 ubiquitin-protein ligase At1g63170-like. NCBI's taxonomy places the organism in Eukaryota, Viridiplantae, Streptophyta, Magnoliopsida, Asparagales, Orchidaceae. The record is from RefSeq and is a predicted model, not a curated record. The transcript has 4 exons. Bases 285 to 1376 code for a protein of 363 amino acids.
CCGGUUCGCUGCCGUGGAAAAUUCGAAAGGGUAACCGCAGUAUUCUAAAUUCCUCGGCUCCUCGUCCGGAUAUCUGUUACUCCAAUCCACUGCUGCCUCCUUUGAGGCAAAACGAUUUCUUCACCACUUAGAGGAGGAAUAAAUCAUGCAGCUAUUCGCGAUCUGAUGGCUUAGGGCUUCCACAUCUCUCACACAGUAUGUGUUUUAGGGCUUUACACUGACUUUCGGUAACAUUUGCUCAAUUACUCUCUUAAAUUGUUAAAUUGGUUCUUCCUUCGAUCCAUAUGUCGGCAACGAGGACGCUCAACCCGCUUACAGGAGCCACCAUUGAUCCGGCGCCGCUGCUCGGGGCGCGUGCCGGGGGCGGGUAUGAGCGCGGAUUGCGACCGUUGCCGCGGCCGAGCUUGAGGGGAGCGGCACGGUUUCUGCGGAGGGCCAGCAACCGCCGAAUGAUGAGGGAGCCGUCGAUGCUGGUGAGGGAGACGGCCGCAGAGCAACUAGAGGACCGGCAGAGUGAUUGGGCGUAUUCAAGGCCGGUGGUUUUCCUCGACAUCUUGUGGAACAUGGCGUUCGUCGUAGUAGCUGUUGGGGUUUUGGUUAUGAGCCGAGAGGAGAGGUCAACGAUGCCUCUGAGGCUGUGGAUCGCUGGGUACGUGCUACAGUGCGUGGUUCAUAUGAUCUGCGUUUGUGUUGAGUAUCAGAGGAGGCAUCCCCCGCGGCAAAUGGGAUCCGGGAACAGUGGGGACGGAAGCUUGGUGGUCGCGAGUCGCGGUAGCUCUGAUCCAGGCUCUCCAAUUGAUUUAGAGGGAGGUGUGGGAAACGGAAAUUAUGAUUUACAACGAGAUCAGGAUGAAGAAGGUACAAGCAUUGCGAAACAUCUAGAGUCCGGCAACACAAUGUUCUCAUUCAUAUGGUGGAUCAUUGGUUUCUACUGGGUGUCUGCUGGAGGCCAAGUUUUGACUCGUGAUGCUCCUCAACUCUACUGGCUUUGCAUUGUGUUUCUGGCAUUUGAUGUGUUCUUUGUUGUUUUCUGUGUUGCUCUGGCAUGCAUUAUUGGCAUUGCUGUUUGCUGCUGCCUACCAUGCAUCAUUGCAAUUUUAUAUGCUGUCGCAGAUCAGGAGGGAGCAUCUGAAGAGGACAUUCGCCACUUGCCAAAGUUCAAAUUUCGAAGAACUGGAGAUUUUGAAAAACCUAGUGAGAUAUCAAAAUCUUCUGGAGGUGUAAUGACUGAAUUUGGAGAUCCUCAUAACGAGAUUGCUCUUUCAUAUGAGAAUGCAGUAAGCGCUUUUAACUUUUCCAGACUUAGAAUACAUAUGAAAGUCCAAUUUGGUCUUAUUUACUUGGUGGCUUUGCAUAUGAUAUUAUAUAUGUUAUGAAGUGAUUAUUUCUUUUCAUGUAUGGCUAUGAAAUCUUCUCAUCAUGAAUCACUUGUUCAUUAAUGCUUGAAUUAUCAUUUAGCAUUGGUAUUGGUAAUUUAAUUGUGCAUUUUAACAUUUUAUAGUCCAGUUUCAUGUUGUUCAAUUUGAAUCAUGUCCCCUGUAAUUUGCUCAACUCAUGUGCAUCUCACUCUGAAUUGUAGCAACAUCCUGGCAUAUCCCCCGUUUGAGGGAAAUUUGAAGAGCUAGGCCUUUCCACCACGCUAAGAA